AUGGCGACACAGGACGCACCGCCACAUUUCAACCCUCGCUUUCUCGUCGUCAGCCUCGGGAAUCCGGCCCCCCACACAAAGACGCUCCACUCGGCAGGCCACCUUGCCCUGCAGGCGGUCCAGCAGCAGCUGCACCUUGCACACGGCCAGCCAGCCUUCUCAUCCGAGCGUAUAGGCAAGAAGGCCGCCAAGGCCUCCGCCGGCGACAAGUACACCCUCGUGCAGUGUCCGACCUACAUGAACGUGUCCGGGCCCUGGGUCGCAAAGGCGUGGAAGGAGGUCCUAGCCACCCACCACGAGCAGCACCCCUCGAGGCCGCUGGGCUUGGUCAUCGUCAACGACGACCUGGAGGAGGACCUGGGCGCCAUCAAGGUCCAGAAGUGGGAGAGGAGCCACCGCGGCCACAACGGCAUGAGGAGCAUCAAGUCCGUCACCAACCCUGAGCAAUACAGCGACUCCAGAUGGUCUCGGAUCGCGGUCGGUAUCGGGCGCCCUGAGGCCAGGGACGCCACCACCGUCUCCAACUUUGUGCUCAGGCCGUGGACCAAGCACGAGGAGCAUGUUCUCUGGGACAAGUCAGGUCCUGGGCUUGUGGCCGCGCUCGCCGAGAUCGAGGAGGCCUGGAGGGCAGAGGGGGAGGGCACCGGCAAGACAGCCACGGCCAAGGCCACAGCCGGCAACAAGCAGCCCAGGAAGACCACGAAGCAGAGGCCAUCCAACAAGCAACCGGCCGCUGGCGGGGUCGUAGACAAGCUGGCGGACGCAGCGACAAUAGCCAUUGUUGACCCAUUAUAA
This is a messenger RNA of Diaporthe batatas, 795 nucleotides long. RefSeq lists its product as uncharacterized. Gene Ontology annotation, molecular function: peptidyl-tRNA hydrolase activity. NCBI's taxonomy places the organism in Eukaryota, Fungi, Ascomycota, Sordariomycetes, Diaporthales, Diaporthaceae. The record is from RefSeq and is a predicted model, not a curated record. The transcript has a single exon. The coding region runs from base 1 to 795 and encodes 264 amino acids.